AACACGCGUCAUAAAUUCAAUAUUUGUUUUAAAAGACGAACCAGAAAAAAAAUAUUAACCCAUGUAUUAAUUUCUCGCAAGAUAUAAGGAUUUCAGCCGCAGCCUGACAUACAGCGAAUCCCACCUGAUAGACAUUACCCAGGGUAAAAUGAAUCCCUUCAACAGCAUAACAAACCCCGGAAAAGGGAAGCGGAAGAUGAGCUAAACGGCUAACAGGAAUGAAGUUGGAAAACACCUGGAAUAAACUUGUGUUUAAAUGGCCACAUAUUGACAACGACAACAACUUAGAAAUACAAAAUUGAAAUUACAACUUGUUUGUCGUGGCGAAACUUGUCGGUUAUUGCACAGAAUGCGUAGCUAACAGUUAGCUCAAUCUGACAAACAGCUGCAACAGCAUCACCGACACCGAUGACAGAGAUUUAAAGGCCAGUUCGUGGUGAUUCUUAAAAGUCCCUGCUGGAUUCAACCAAAUCCUGCCGAGUUGUUUCAUCUCAGGUUGAAUAUGGCUGUGCUGCCUUUUUGUUAAAUGAGUAGUUGUGGAUUGAUGCUCGGCCCUCCUCCUUCUCUCCUGUGCUCUGUGUGAAAGAUGACCUAACUGAUUCACUGGAUCCAGCUUCACACCACAAUGGCUGGGAUAGCCUGGUACCAAGAGAAGAUCGGGGCCUAUGAUCAACAAGUCUGGGAGAAAUCUCUGGAGAAGGCAGAUCUAAAUGGUUUGGACAGCAAACCAAAGAAGACGGGUUACAUCAAGCAAGACCUCAUUGAUGUCGACUUAGUAAGAGGAUCCACUUUCAGCAAAGCCAAACCAGAGAGUCCCUGGACAGCUCUGACACGAAAAGGUCUGGUUAGAGUGCUGCUGUUCCCGUUCUUCUUCCAUUGGUGGAUCCAGGUCACCUCCAAGUCCAUCUCAUCAUGUAUCAUUCUCCUCUACUUCAUGCAAGUGGCAGCAGCGGUGUUGUACUUGGAGGUCCCCGGGGCAAAUGCCAGUGAGGUGUUUGGACCUGUUUGUCUGAUGCUGCUGCUGGGCACCGUGCACUGCCAGAUUGUGUCAACGGAGUCCAGCAGGUGGCCCUCGGGCAGUCCAGUUGCCAGCAGCACCACCACCAGCCCUGCACGCAGAAGGAGGCCAAGGAAGAGCAGAGGACUAAAAAAAUAUGAAGAAAAAAAUGACAGAGAGGACUCACAAACACAGGAGUCCUGGCAGUUUGAAGAAGGAGAGCAAUCAUACAGCGAUAAGGAGAGGAGGAAAAAAACAAAGUCAGGUUUUGGGGCAUCUGAUGAGUUCUCUAGUGAGGAAGAGGAGGGAGUAGAACCAGUUGAAAAGAUUUACCCAUCAGAUCAUCAAGACAGUCAACCUGCUACAACCUGGUCGACAUCUGUGUCUUCUGUUAGACAGAGAAGCCUGAAAUCUAACUCCAAACCUACAGUAAGACAGGAAGUGAUUGGAGCUUCCAAAAAAGUGGCACCUCGAGCGGUGGACCGCCUCAGGCCAAGCAUGGGCUCCCGUCCUGCUUCCGACACUGACGACACAUUGUGGGAGGAGCUUCUCCAAGGGCCUGACACUGCCUCUACAGGAAGCAGUGACAGCGAUGGGGAUGGGAGGUUCACCUCUGGUUUGGCACUUCCUCAAACAACCACGCUGAGCAGUGAUGAUGACGGCCUACAGCAGGGAAUCACUGGAGGCCAUUUAUCUUGGCUUCAGGCAUGUCACCCAUCCAAGGACCGUGUCAGUGCCAUAAUAUGGGAGCAGGGCGAGUGUAAGAAAGCAGAUAUGUCUGUGCUGGAGAUCAGUGGGAUCAUCCUUACACGGGUUAAGUUAGUGGAGCAGGGUAUGGGUUACCUGGUCCUUGGCGGACUCAUGACUGCCACCCUAGCGCUGCUUCCGGUCGCCUUUCGCUUGGCUCAGCAUCUGGAGAAGUUGUCCCUCAGCUCACUGUCUCUGGCACAGCUAGGAGAAAUUGUGGUUGGGCCGACUGAUGUCCAGACCUACACUUUUUUCUUCAUCACAAUGGUGCAAAGAGUCUGCCUCACUGGAUUGUUCUUCUUCAUGAUGUGUGUGGCCGAGAGAACGUACAAACAGAGACUUUUAUUUGCCAAGUACUUCAGCCACAUCACUUCAGCUCGCAAGGCCAAGAAAUCUGAGAUACCUCAUUUCAGGUUGAAGAAAGUGCAGAACAUAAAGAUGUGGUUGUCCCUGCGCUCAUUUCUCAGGAGACGAGGGCCCCAGCGCUCUGUUGAUGUCAUUGUCUCCUCUAUUUUCCUGUUGGCACUUUCCAUUUCAUUCAUCAUCUGUGCUCAGCUAUUGCACAGCCACAAGACAUUCCUGGAGUCGCUGACAAACUGGGAGCUGAUGGUUUGGGCCUCGUCCCUCAUCUUAUUUCUGUUACGACUGGCCACGCUGGGCUCAGAGACCAACUGUAAAUAUAGCAACUCCUCAGUGCUCCUCACUGAGCAGAUCAAUUUGUAUCUCAAGAUGGAAAAAAAGCCCAAUAAGAAAGAAGAACUCAGUAUAGUGAACAAUGUUUUGAAACUAGCCACAAAACUGAUGAAGGAGCUGGAUACUCCGUUCAGACUGUUGGGUCUGACGGUAAACCCUCUGAUCUAUAACAUCACCAAAGUGGUCAUCCUGUCUGCAGUGUCUGCGGUGGUCAGUGACCUGCUCGGCUUCAACAUUAGACUAUGGAAAAUCAAGCCUUAAUGUGAAAACAGAAAAAAACACUAAAAGUCGGACACUGGAGACCAGAGUGCAACCCUACUGACAGUAUAUUCCUAAUCUGUGCCUUUCAACUCAAACGUCUGAGUUUCGUCAGUUCACAAGCCUGAGAUGCUCUGACAAUCGCUCACACACCGUCACUGGCUCCUGGAAGCUGGUUUGGAAAUUCACAGUUAAGUGCACAAGCCCAGUGCCUAACCUCUCAUAACCCAUGAAUGUUCCCCAGCAUGUUGUUAAAUAUAGCAGUGAGUUGACAUUAGUUCAGGCCUAUGUGGCUUCCAAAUUUCCAACCUGUGUAUUAUAAAGGUUUGUGGACACAUUGUGACAAACUAAUUGUAGAUAAAGAUGUGGGUUAUUAAGGUUGUUUUUUUUCCAGUUUAAUGCUAUAUAACUAUAAAGAACGCUAUCUGUUGGCCCUGCUCUACUUUCAUAGGAACCUACCUUGAUUUUAACAAUUUUGUACUAUUUAAUAAUAAGGAAAUAUUGACUGUAAGUAGCUUUUUUAUUUAUUUGGGAUUCUGUUAUAGCACUUAAACUUGUAAGGUUACCUGACUGUAAAUCAUGACUUUUGAGCACUAUCAGCCUUUUAUAUUGCAGACCAUUGUAAAAUAAAAUAACUAUGCAAAGAGAUUAUGGUUAUGAUAAAAUAAAUUGUUUGAUAAAGGUGAAUAAAAUCAUCCAUGGA
This is a messenger RNA of Solea solea (common sole), 3398 nucleotides long. RefSeq names its product putative homeodomain transcription factor 1 (gene phtf1). Lineage: Eukaryota; Metazoa; Chordata; Actinopteri; Pleuronectiformes; Soleidae. The record is from RefSeq and is a predicted model, not a curated record. Gene Ontology annotation, cellular component: endoplasmic reticulum. Bases 626 to 2698 code for a protein of 690 amino acids. The transcript has 17 exons.